GUACGUGCGCAAGAGAGCGUGGGGUCAGGGCGUCAGACACCAUUGCGCGAGACACCAUUACGACGGAGACCGAGGCGCGGCCGGUGACUACUUUCUUAAACUUCAUUUCGUUUUAACUAGCAAGAAGAAAGUCCUCUUUCCGUGCCUAGCACAGCCAUGGCUCGUGGUCCCAAGAAGCACCUGAAGCGUGUAGCAGCUCCAAAGCAUUGGAUGCUGGAUAAACUGACCGGGGUAUUUGCUCCUCGUCCAUCUACCGGUCCCCACAAGCUGAGAGAAUGUCUCCCUCUCAUCAUUUUCCUAAGAAACAGACUUAAGUAUGCCCUAACAGGAGAUGAAGUAAAGAAGAUCUGCAUGCAACGGUUCAUUGAUAAGACAGGAGAGAAUUUCCGUCUGGUCUAUGACACCAAGGGUCGCUUUGCUGUUCAUCGUAUAAGACCUGAGGAGGCCAAGUACAAGCUGUGCAAAGUGCGGAAGAUCUUUGUGGGCACAAAGGGAAUCCCUCAUCUGGUGACCCAUGAUGCUCGUACCAUCUGCUACCCUGAUCCUCUCAUCAAGGUGAACGACACCAUUCAGAUUGAUUUGGAAUCUGGCAAAAUUACCGAUUUCAUCAAAUUUGACACAGGUAACCUGUGUAUGAUCACCGGAGGUGCCAACCUGGGAAGAAUUGGUGUGAUCACCAACAGAGAGAAACACCCUGGUUCUUUUGACGUAGUUCAUGUCAAAGAUACCACUGGCAAUAGCUUUGCCACCCGGCUGUCCAAUAUUUUUGUUAUCGGCAAAGGCAACAAGCCAUGGAUUUCCCUUCCCCGUGGAAAGGGUAUCCGCCUCACCAUUGCUGAAGAGAGAGAUAAGAGACUGGCGGCCAAACAGUUGGUGAAAUGAGCUGACGUGACAUGAUUAGAAGAGUCUUUGUCCUUAAUUAAAGAUAAUGCAGCAUGGGGGGGGGAUGGACACUCCCACUAAGAUGCUAAUAAUUCCUAACCUAAAUUUCACUCCCUUUUCCUGUGGGGCUUAACAGCUAAAUGAGUAUGACAGUUCUUUACCCUAAAGUCAUUCUCACUUCAACCUCUUCCUUUUUUUAGAUGCCCGAGUUAGUUCAUUGUACUUUUCAGUUUGU
This is a messenger RNA of Myotis davidii, 1117 nucleotides long. RefSeq names its product 40S ribosomal protein S4, X isoform-like. Gene Ontology annotation, biological process: translation. Gene Ontology annotation, molecular function: structural constituent of ribosome; RNA binding. Gene Ontology annotation, cellular component: ribosome; cytosolic small ribosomal subunit. The transcript has 2 exons. The coding region runs from base 157 to 882 and encodes 241 amino acids. The record is from RefSeq and is a predicted model, not a curated record. Lineage: Eukaryota; Metazoa; Chordata; Mammalia; Chiroptera; Vespertilionidae.